AUGACGACGAGAUCUAAAAAGAAAGUUGGGCCUAUUCAACCUACUGUAAUUACAAAAAGCCGUAUAGAAAAUUCUUGGGUUAUGUUAAUAAAAGAUACGCUCUUUAACAAUAAUAGCUUUAGGAUAAUAACUUUACCGCACCCGGCACACGGCUCGCCUUCAAAGUACGUUUUAGAUAAGUCGAAUAAGAAGAUGUAUGAAGUAGUGACAUUCAGUGAACCAUUUAGAUCUUUGUUCAUAGGAGAAACCGUGAAAUCUGAUGGAAGUAUAAUGUUAGUGACUCCUGUUAACCCCGUAUUUUUAGCUCUUCCUAGACUGCGUGAACAGUGUACAAGCAGGGCAGUGCCUUUAGAAGAUUUAUUAUCUGAAAAAGGCUUUCAUGAAAUUGUAGAGUUUAUUGGAGACUUGGAGUGUGUUGCAGACUUAAAGGGUUCUGCUGAACUGAAAGCCUACAAGUACAGUGAAGUUAAAACCAUAGAGUGGCUGGAAAGUAAAGUGAGAAAAUUAGCAACACUAUUAAAAAACAAACAGAUACAUGUUACUUCUGGAUCAAGUUCUGCAACAUUUGUCUCUAGUACAUUGAAUAAUGACUCAAUUGACGAAGAAUUUUACCUGAAGUAUGCUCAUGGAAUUAUUUCGGAAUAUCUAGAAGAUGACUUAGUUGACUUGUUGGAAAAGAAAUUUGCAUUUAAAUCAGAACUUAUAGAGUCUGUUGGAAAACGUAAAUCUGAUGCCAGUGAGUUAUUAGAAGCCAAUAAAAGAGUUAAAUGUGAACUUAAUGAAGAUAGUGAAAUUAUGGAUACGAGUUUUAAUUCAAAUGUGGUAAAGAAACAGAAACCCUUAACAGCCAAAGAAAAGGCAAGACAGAAAGCAGCAAGUGGUACAAAGACAAUAUCCUCAUUUUUUACAAAAAAGUGA
Messenger RNA from Pieris macdunnoughi, 918 nucleotides. The record is from the annotation of a GenBank genome assembly. Lineage: Eukaryota; Metazoa; Arthropoda; Insecta; Lepidoptera; Pieridae.